Messenger RNA from Eurytemora carolleeae, 2036 nucleotides. It is a transcript of the gene l(2)34Fd, whose product is annotated as nucleolar protein 10. Gene Ontology annotation, molecular function: protein binding. Lineage: Eukaryota; Metazoa; Arthropoda; Copepoda; Calanoida; Temoridae. Gene Ontology annotation, cellular component: nucleus; small-subunit processome; 90S preribosome. The record is from RefSeq and is a predicted model, not a curated record. Gene Ontology annotation, biological process: maturation of SSU-rRNA from tricistronic rRNA transcript (SSU-rRNA, 5.8S rRNA, LSU-rRNA).
UGCAGAAUCAAGAUGCAGGUCUCUCGGACUAAUGAUGUUAAGAUUUAUAAUUUGUCCGCGGGGAAAACUUUACCAGAAUGGAUUUCAGAACGAAAACGUAGACAGCUCGUUAAGCAGGAUAUUGAUAUCAGAAAACGAAUUGAACUAAUACAAGAUUUUGAUAUGCCGGCUUUAAGUGACGUCAUCCGAGUUUCAAAAGACGGACAGUAUUUAUUAUCCACAGGAAUAUACAAGCCGAGAGUAAAAUGUUAUGAUCUCAACAAUCUCGGAAUAAAGUUCGAACGUUGCUUGGACGCCGAGGUCGUAACAUUCGAGAUAUUAUCCGACGAUUAUUCUAAGGUUGUUUUCCUACAAUGUGAUCGAUAUGUUGAACUUCAUACACAACAAGGCAGAUAUUACAGACUUAGAAUACCCAAGUAUGGUCGGGAUAUGGCAUACCAUCCUACCUCAUGCGACCUUUACUUUGCAGCUGCCGGAAACGAGAUUUACAGGCUUAAUCUGGAACAGGGAAGGUUCCUAAACUCCCUUGAGACUGAAGCUAGUUCUAUGAACUGUAUCAAGAUCAACCCGGAGAAUGGUUUAGUCUGUGCAGGCUCUAGUGCAGGCAGAAUAGAAGCAUGGGACCCAAGGGAUGGAUUGAAUCUGGGUGUAGGAACGAGUACUGGUCAGGUUCUCCUGUAUGAUCUGAGAUCUAAUAAACCCUUGAGAACCAAGGAUCAUAUGUACGGAUUACCAAUCAAGAAAAUAGAGUUCCACAAGGAACAUGGGAACGAUUAUGUACUCUCUAUGGAUGCACAGACGGUAAAGAUCUGGGACCGAGGGACUGGGAAAGCAUAUACAUCUAUAGAAGCCACAGCAGAUUUUAAUGAUCUCUGUUUAUAUAAACAAUCUGGAAUAUUGUUCCUUGCAAACGAACAGCCUAAAAUGCAGGUGUUCUAUAUACCGAGCCUGGGACCUGCUCCACGCUGGGCUUCCUUCCUUGACAGUAUAACAGAGGAACUAGAGGAGAGCAGAACAGCAACUACUUACGAUGAUUACAAAUUUAUCACGAAGGAGGAACUGUAUGAUAUUGGGUUGGAUCAUCUGAUUGGAUCUGCCUUGUUGAGAGCUCAUAUGCACGGAUUCUACAUGGAUAUAAGAUUGUACAGGAAGGCUGUGUCUGCCAAGGCUCCGAGUAGAAUGGAAACUCUUAAGAAAGAUUUUAUCAAAGGAGAGAUCGAUAAAACAAGAGCAAAGCGAGUACAGGUUGAAUCCAACUUACCGUCUGUCAACAAGGAUCUUUUCCUUAAACUUAAAUCUGAGAAGAUGGAUGAGAAGAAGAAGAAGAAGAGAAGGAAGGAAGAAGACGGAGAUAUUCUUCAAGAUUCAAGAUUUUCUAGUUUAUUCACAGACAAGAACUUUGAGGUUGAUACUACGGAGGAGACCUAUAGGCUGAUUAACCCAGUCGUAGCAAAGCUGGACAAGAGUAAAGCCUCUGACCUGGAGAAACGAAUCCUGGCGCAACAGGACGAGGAGUCCGACCUUGAACAGAACAGCGAGGAUGAAGAUAUGGCCGAAUCCGAGUCUGAAUCGUCCGACGAUGAUCAGGAGUGGACGAAACAGAUCAAGAAAGAGCACAAGACGAUCCAGGCGGAGAAGAGGAUGGAGCAGAGGAUGGUGAGGGAGGUGAAGCAGGCGGAGAAGCUGUCAAGGAUCUCCAGGGUGGAACAUAAGUUUUCCGAACUAAGUCAGGAGGAGGACCAGAAGAAGAAGAAAAGAUCUAAACUAAGUUUAGAGGAAAGAUUAACUACUGAGACAGAGAAUACAGGGAUAUUACAAACUACAGAGACAGGACACACUUAUACUUUCAACUUGGAUAAACCUAAGUUGAGUGCCCGACGUGAGGAGGAGCAGAAGAAGCACCUGGAGGAGAGGAAGGAGGUUAGAAGAUCAGCUAAACAUCUGAAAAAGGAUAAACUGCCUCCGAGAUUCUGGAUGGGGAAAAGGGUUAAAUAAAUUUUUAUUUUUUAAUUUUGAAUAAAAUUAACGUAUUGAAA